Messenger RNA from Mizuhopecten yessoensis (Yesso scallop), 1814 nucleotides. Its product is annotated as indoleamine 2,3-dioxygenase 1-like. Gene Ontology annotation, molecular function: metal ion binding; L-tryptophan 2,3-dioxygenase activity; indoleamine 2,3-dioxygenase activity. Gene Ontology annotation, biological process: 'de novo' NAD+ biosynthetic process from L-tryptophan. The transcript is spliced from 15 exons. Lineage: Eukaryota; Metazoa; Mollusca; Bivalvia; Pectinida; Pectinidae. Gene Ontology annotation, cellular component: cytoplasm. The record is from RefSeq and is a predicted model, not a curated record. The coding region runs from base 46 to 1395 and encodes 449 amino acids.
GUACAUGUCUUGGAAAACCCCCGAUAUGUUUUAGAGUUUGGAGAUAUGCCCGAGGGCUUACCGGCUGUUGAUACCUGGAAUCACGAAACGCAAGUAGGAUUACGUGUACCCAAAAAUAUAAACAAUUUCUUAUAUAAAGCUUCAUCAAUUGUACUCCAUCCAUUCUUUUGUUGUGUGAUCUUCGAAAAAGUUGAGAAAAUGGACCCAAGUACUUUAACACUGGAGCAGGUUGAAGAAAGGUUUCUGGUCUCUAGAGAUACUGGAUUCCUACUUGAUUCCUCACAGGUAAAGCUCCAAACGUGCUGGAGUCCAUUCGAGGAAGUUGCAGAGCAAUUAACCAAGAAUGUAGAAAACAGGAUUAUUAGAGAAAAGGUUGAGGAGUUAAACGGCGACAAGCCCAUACCAGAUGGCAAGUUGGAACAGCUUUGUCUGCACAGGAUAUUAACAUUCUUAACGGCUGGAUAUAUUUGGCAGGACGGGGAGGAAACCGUACCGAUGAAACUUCCCAGAUGUUUGGCAGUUCCACUGACGCGUGUGUCAGAUGCUUUGGGGAUGAAGCCAAUUCUGAGCUACCCAAGCAUGAUUUUAGCCAACUGGCAGAUGCAAGAUACCGAUGGGCCAUUUGAUUUUCGGAAUCUGAACGCGAUGUAUCAGACACCUGGAGGUGAUGGUGCCGAGUGGUUCAUCCUCACCCAUGUCGUCAUCGAACAGAGGUUCGCACCAGCCAUCGAGGCUAUCGUCAACGCCAUGAAGUAUUCAACAGCAGGUACUGAGGAUAACGUGGCACUGGUCAGGGCCUUAGAAAUAAUACCUGGCGUCAUGGUAGACAUGAUGAGGACAUUCAAACAAAUAAAAGACGGAGUAGUCCCAGAGCAGUUCUAUGAUGAACUAAGGAUUUUCUAUACAGGGUGGGGUGAAGGAAAAGACCCGCUUCCUGAAGGAUUGAUUUAUGAAGGCGUAUACGGAGACCAACCCACAUCGAUGAAAGGAGGAAGUGCUGCGCAAAGCACAACACUACAGAUACUGGACGCGGCACUUGGCAUCACACACGAGGGAGGUCAAAAAGAAAUUCUUGACGAAGUGAGGGACUACAUGCUGAGAGAACACCGCAACUUCUGUGCCUACGUGAGGAAAAACAGCAACAUCAGGCAUUACGUGGAGCGGUGUAACAACACGGAUGUCAUAAAGGCCUACAAUAAAUGUAUCAGUGCUAUUCGGGGUUUCCGCGGUCUUCACAAAGACAAGGUUAAUGAUUAUAUAAGGAAACCGUCCGAGAGGAAAGACAGAAACAAACAUGUGGAAGGGAUCAAAGAUACGGGAACGGGAAGCACACCCUACCUUACAUUCCUGAAAGAAAUCAACGAGGACACCGACAAGUGUAAACUAUCUAACUAAGAUAUGGACAUAAUUCACCGACCGGUGAAAAAAGGAAUCUAUUCUGGAUUGUGACUCUGCAUUACCAGGGAAAACUAUGUCGGUGAAAACCACUGUUUUAUGUGUUCCGAAACGGACAAGAUCGAUUUUGUGUCAACAAUCGUACUAUUUAUAUUAGCAUAUUGAUUAUAAGUAAGGUAUAUAAAACACAGCUUAUUAAGACUAACUAUACGUAAUGACGCUUUUUAAUUCUAGUAUGUGGAUGCUAGUUAGUGAGUGUAUGCACAUGAAAAUGUUUAUUAGGAAAUAGAUCUGUAUUCUUUAUUAAAAUGCGGUGGAGAGGCCCUGAAAUUUAUUUGUAUUAUGAAAUGGAUAUCAAUGGCUCUUGAGAGUAACAUUAUAUGUGUAUUGUAGAUAUCAAUUAAAGCGUUGUGUUUAUA